This is a messenger RNA of Anopheles stephensi (Asian malaria mosquito), 3265 nucleotides long. Its product is annotated as rab-like protein 6. Gene Ontology annotation, cellular component: cytosol; nucleus. The record is from RefSeq and is a predicted model, not a curated record. NCBI's taxonomy places the organism in Eukaryota, Metazoa, Arthropoda, Insecta, Diptera, Culicidae. The transcript has 4 exons. Bases 224 to 2074 code for a protein of 616 amino acids. Gene Ontology annotation, molecular function: GTP binding; GTPase activity.
GACGUAUUUCGUUAAAAGGAUGGAAACUUUUUACGUUGAAAUGUAAACAAAAGGAAAAACGGAUCGGGUGGGUGGACAAGUGAAUACCCUCCGCGGUGGAAACCUACCAGCUGUUGGUGGCCUCGAGGAAAAUUUCGUUGCCGAAAGCAACAGUUAUCGCGAUUGGUGGUUUGGGAUGAGUGAGCAAUAGUAGUAGCUGGUGUAGCACGUACCGCCAGCAGUCAUGUUUUCCGUGUUCAAGAAGCUCACGAACAAAAACGAUGGCCCUGCCGUAUCGAUACCAGAGUCCGUGGGGCAGACGAUGUCCGAUUCGCUUAAGAAGCGAUUUUCUCGUGGAGUCCAGUAUAACAUGAAAGUUGUUAUCAAGGGCGAUCGGAACGUCGGUAAAUCAUGUCUACUGGAGCGACUGCAGGGAAAAGCCUUCAUCGAGCAGUACACUCCCACGGAGCAGAUCCAGGUAGCCAGCAUCCAAUGGUCGUUCAAGGCGACCGAUGACGUGGUGAAGGUGGAAGUAUGGGACGUGGUCGAUCGUGGGAAAUCGAAGCAGAAAAGCUCCAACCUGAAGCUAACGACUGCCGGGCCAGGUGCGGAACCGGACAUUCCCGUGCUGGAUGCAGAGUUCCUCGACGUGUACAAGGGCACACAUUGCGUGGUGAUGGUGAUGGACAUAACCAAAGCAUGGACGUUCGAUUACGUUUGCCGCGAGCUGCCAAAGGUUCCGACGGACAUUCCGGUACUGCUGCUGGGCAAUCACUGUGAUAUGGGACACCAUCGGGUGAUUACAGCGGAACAGGUGCACGGGUUCGUGGAGUCGGCCGGCCAGGAACGCAAGGCCGAGAUCGUGUACGGUGACAGCUCCAUGCGCAACGGGUUCGGACUGCGUUUGCUGCACAAAUUCUUUGGCAUUCCGUUUCUUUACCUGCAGAAGAGUGCUCUCGAGGCGUCGCUCAGGAAAAAUGCACAGGAUCUCGACAUCUGCCGGUUGGAAAUUGAUGAGUAUCAGAAAUCGGACGAUUCCGACUAUGGUCGCUUCCUGGAUGCACUCAUCAGCAAAAAGAAGGCACGGGAAGGCACCACCAACCUAACCAACCCUACCGAUCCAUCCGUCAUUCGACCGACGAAAAGCAUUAUUCUAGGCGGUGGCCAUCCAAUCAUUGUACCCGAUCGGAAUUCUCAUCUGGCGGUCGCAUCAACGACGGCCGUCAACACAACCAAGCUUAACCCACAGCAACGGCAGCAGGAACAACCGGCUCGCAGUGCUACGAUGGCCACCCUGUCGUCCGAUAUCGGGUUCGGGAAGAUUGACAACGUGGAUGAGUUUUGUCCGGAUGGAGGUGUGUUGGAUAAAUCGUUCCUGGAGGAUACGGUUGAUGCUGGGUCAGGUCGGCAGUCGUCCAGCUUUUCACCGACCGCUGAAAGUGAUGACGACGAGGAUGAGCGACACAAUCCGCUCGUGUCGAGGUUCGACGAGGAAGAUACUGGUGGUGGUGAGGUGCCCGAGCUGGCGGAUGUAUCAGAGAAAGCAUCGGAGUCAAAUGCUGUGAAAAGCAUGCCGGUGAAUCCUCUGCGAAGUGAGCCAGUGCGUGGAUCGGUGGCCCUUACGCCAACUGCCAACUAUCAUGAAGAGGUGCGGGAAGAUGAGGAGGACCAGGAUGAUGGCGAACGGAAGCUUUCGCUGCUGAGCGUCGAGCUGGAAAUGGGUCGGAUAACACCGGGCGCGAAGGAUAAGAUGAAUCCACACUACGAAGGCUGGUCGAUGAUCGACACGAAAGAGCGCCGAUCGCCGGAAGGUGGCGAAGAUGUCGUGUCCACCUCCUCGGUAAACCGUUCCAAGAGCUCAUCGGAGAAAAAGUCGAAGGAUAAAGACAAAAAGCACAAGAAGAAGAAGUCGAGCAAAGAAAAGGACGACAGUGGUCGUAGCAGCGACGGGAAGCACCAUCGGAGCAGCAAACGCAAGAGCCACGUGGACGAGUUCCUGAAGGAGAUGCAGUCGAAUGCGGCGUACGACAACGGUGCAGACGGUGCUGGUGGUGGUGGUGCUGUGGUGGACGACGAUGCUUAUGAAGCGCUCUGAGAUUACUCCUCGAACUGCCGGACGGUGUGGACUGUGUCAGUCGAACGCCCAGUGUCGCCAGUUUCCACGCGAAUUUACGAUUCUUAUAUUCCACGAUAAUAAUUGUUAAGCUUCUCUCACUAACAACACUACCGUACGGAUGCUCCCGUUGCUGCUGCUGGUUCUGCGCGGGGCUAGACGAGCGCCGAGGCACGCAUGAAGGAGAGCGUACUACAAAGUUUACUAAAAAUAUAUAAUAUGUUUUAACCAAGCCUGCCAGACCAACCUGCUCUCUCCCAGGGACUAGAGUUUGAAGCCGUUUCCGAAGAGGAAAGCACGCCCGAUCGGUGAAGGAACUCGCGACCCGCCCUUGCCCUUAAUGAAGCUAAUUUAGGUGCCAUUGCUUCGCUUGUUUCAGCAAAUGAAGCAGCACUUGUCCCUUUAUUCGUUGAUUCGCUGUGAAAAUCGAGGACACAAUUUAAUUAAACGACCACUACCACGCACGCUGCUGGUUUCGUCUAGUGCUUGCCGGUACGAUCCGGCUGCAAGUGCAGUGAGUGGCCACAUCGAUAUCCCUUAGCUCGAUAUCCAAUGAGUACCUAGUGUGUGUGUGUGUGUGUGGUUUCCGUAAAUGUUACCACAUCAAAAGACCAUUUCCCAGUUUCGCGUUUUUUCCCAUUAGCCAAGUGGAUCAAGAUCCGACUGCUUCGUCGUGCAGGAAGAGGCGAACAGCACUGAAGCAACCGCAAUGCGAUGAAGCGGGACGCACAUACAAAGGGCUUCCGGUAAGAGGGAUUAACUUUUUCUCACACUUCUCGUCUACUUCGGGCGUGUUCUCGCGCUGUUUGUUUUUUCGCUCUGUGUUUUUCCCGGCCCUUCGUUCUGUGUGGUUCGUUUCAGGGAUUCUCCUUCGUCGUUUCGAGGCAGGUAUCCUUGUGAAAAAGGAUCCGCUGAAAAGGGAAAAAAGCAGGGACAUCGAAGAACACGGUGUGGUGUGAUGUGAGAACGUUGGGCACGGCGUUUCUCAAGGCAAUAAUGGGCAAAAAAGGACACGGUGUAACCUGAGCAUGCUGCAGCCCACAGCAACCGGAGGGGUUAUGAGGAAGUUGAAGCAAAAAACUGAAUUUGUUUGGCUUUUCUGAUUUACUGUAAGCUUUUUGAAACUAUUGAGAAACAAUUUCCAAAUAAAUGUAAUCAUUUUCAGAAGACAAA